Patiria miniata (bat star) is the source of this 3392-nucleotide messenger RNA. It is a transcript of the gene polh, whose product is annotated as DNA polymerase eta-like. Gene Ontology annotation, biological process: error-prone translesion synthesis; response to radiation. The coding region runs from base 127 to 2520 and encodes 797 amino acids. The record is from RefSeq and is a predicted model, not a curated record. Gene Ontology annotation, cellular component: nucleus; replication fork; site of double-strand break. The transcript is spliced from 12 exons. Gene Ontology annotation, molecular function: damaged DNA binding; DNA-directed DNA polymerase activity. Lineage: Eukaryota; Metazoa; Echinodermata; Asteroidea; Valvatida; Asterinidae.
AUAAUGCGCGAAAACGAAACAACUUGAUCGAUAUAGUGCACUGCUUGUGGCCUUAUCGUCCGACCCGUCGAACGAAACCUUAGGACACAUAGUAAGGCCGUUGGAAGCACCUUAUAAACAACAAGGAUGCCAUCGCCAGAGAGAAUUGUGACUCUGAUUGACAUGGACUGCUUCUAUGUUCAAGUGGAGCAGAGGAGGAACCCAGCACUGAAGGGCCAGCCCUGUGCUGUAGUACAAUACAACACCUGGCAAGGAGGAGGGAUUAUAGCUGUCAGCUAUGAGGCCAGGGCCCACGGAGUCACAAGGCAAAUGAGAGGUGGCCUGGCCAAAGAGAAAUGCCCGGCUAUCCAACUGGUCCAGGUCCCUGUGAAUCGAGGAAAAGCAGACCUCACCAGGUAUCGAGAAGCAGGAGCAGAGGUCAUCACCGUCCUGACCCAGUUCAGUAACUGCGUGGAGAGGGCCAGUAUCGACGAGGCCUACGUUGACCUGACCGAGGCCGUUCACUCGCGCAUGGCCGAGAUGGGAGGGGAGUCCGUCAGCGUGGACAUGCUGCCCAAUACACACGUGGCUGGAUGGGACGGGCAGCAAGGGGCGGGGCUUGAGACCUCCGAGGGAGAGGAUGAAGGGAACGGAGAGGAAAAUGAGGGCAAUGGUCCGUCCGCGGCACCACUCACCGCAGAAGAUGCCAGGAGAACAGGCACAUUCCAGUGGCUAGACCAAGUGACAGAUCUUGAGAACAAACGGCUUGCUGUCGCCUCCGUCAUUGUUGAGGAAAUGAGGGCCGCUGUCCUUGAACAGACCAAGUUCCACUGCUCGGCUGGAAUCUCACAUAACAAGGUGUUGGCCAAGCUGGCCUGUGGCCUGCAUAAACCCAAGCAACAGACAGCAGUGCCCAAGCAGAGUGUCGAACUGCUCUUCAAAACGCUACCUAUCAAGAAAAUUCGCAAUUUAGGCGGGAAGCUGGGCCGGAGCCUGACAGACGACCUGGGCAUUGAGUUCAUGGGCGACCUGUGCCGCUACACGGAGAAACAACUCCAGGCUAAAGUGGGCGACAAAACAGGUGCCUGGUUGUAUGGUCUUUGUCGUGGCAUAGAUGACGAACCAAUCAAAGCCCGUCUUUUACCCAAGUCAGUAGGCUGUGGCAAGAACUUCCGAGGGAAGAUGGCACUGGACACAAAACAAAAGGUCAAGCACUGGAUCAGCCAGCUGGCUGAGGAGGUGACUGAGAGAUUGGUCCGGGAACAAGACUUGAAUAACCGCAUGGCCAAGUUGCUGUCUGUUCACGUACAGCAGAACUGCAAUCCCCCCACCAGCCUGAGUCGUUCCUGUGCCUUGCAUCACAUCGAUGCCGCUACCAUAGCCAAGGAUGUCUUCAUGGUCAUACAGAGCCUAAACAUGGCUGGCAAUCAGCAAGAAGCAUGGGUGCCUGCAAUCACUAGCCUUGGCGUAUCGGCGUCCAAGUUCAGUGAGAUCCAGACGGGGAAAUCAGGCAUCAAGCGCCUGGAUACCUUCCUGACAAGUGUGGCCAGGCUGAGCGAGGACCAACCUUGCACAUCAUCGGCCACGGAAGAUGACGAGGAUACAGACCUAGACCAGCCUGGCAAGGCAAGGCCUUCGGCUGGCAUCCAACAGAAGGGGUCUGAUGUGGCCUCUGGCUCCAAGGAUCUCCCAGCUGCUAGGAAAUACGGGAUCCAGGCCUUCUUCACACCAAGAAAGGACGACACCAACAACAGCAGUAGUCCUGUUGCUGAAGACAAAGGGCACUGUAAGGACACCGGUGAUGGAACGCCCCGGUUAGAAUCACCCAGGAGAGGACCAAAAAAGGGAUAUGUCAAGAAGAACAGGGAACCUUUCUUCAGGAACUAUACCCAGACAGUGAGAGAAGGUACAGAAGGUGAUUAUAGAACACAUGGUGUCAACAGAACCAGUGGGGAAAACAACGAGGUUUUCGACAGGGAAAAUGUGGGUUUGGAAGGCAGUUGUUUUGGCGGUGCGACCAACACCAAUUCAAAACUUCACAGUGGAACGAGUUCAGCUGCCGAAAACGGGAAGGGGCUGAUGGAGAACCAAACACUGGAGAAAAUUGAACCUUUGUGCAUGAGCGAGUGUAGUGCAUCUCAAGCAGUGAUGGCCGAACAGGGCCCGUCACUAAUGUGCAAUCCAUCAGUGCAACAACCGAAAGCUUCUCUCAAUCCCACCUCUGACACCAGCUUGACCUCUGACAUGAUCGUGUGCGACAAGUGCAACAAAUCAGUAUCCCCCUGGGACUACCCGGAACAUCUUGAUUACCACUUUGCCGUGGAGUUGCAGGCUGAAAUGCGGGUGGCAACCGCCAGCGCUGCAAGCAGCCAGCGUAGUCCGACCCACAAUACCUUGGGACAAAAUCCCUCUGGGCCAGGAAAAGGAGGGGCUGGGGGUGUCAAGAGGAGAAGCAAGUCCCCGAGAUCCUCAGAAGGGUCUAAGAAACCCAAAACCAAAGCCGCCUCAGGGACACUGCAUUCCUUUUUUAAGCAGAAAUGAUAUUAGGUUUGCAAAAAAGAUACUGAGCGUUCUUUGAACUUGCACACUGCAAAGAUACUGUUCUUGCACUUGUACCAUCUCAAACCUUUCAGCCCUGCAUUGGCAGUUCCCAAAAUUGUCAUUGCUAGUUAGAAAAUAAUAUCCAGUAGAGGAAUACUAUAACUUACUGUCAGUCAUGUGCAUGGUUGAUUUUUCUACAUAAUAUCACAUAGAACUUUUCUGGAAUUUACUGUAUUGUAAUAAUUGUAGAUACUUUAUUCAAUAAAAUUUGAAAAAUAUUUUGGAUACCAAAUAUGUAUUUCUUUUGCAAUUUAAAACAUCAAUAUCUGAGGGUUGUUUGUAGAAUUUAUGCAUUACCUUUUCAAUAAAAUCUGGACUUUUUCCAUUUCACUCGGCUUCGCCUCGUGAAAUGUAAAAGUCCAGAUUUUACCUUGCGAUAAUAUUCCUCCCAUUUCACUCUGAGCCAAUCAAUAUUUGUAUAAUAACAUGUUCAGUCCAUCUAUAAGUGUACAAGCACAUAGUGCAUCUGGUAUACAAUUGUUUUUAUGAAAUGUUGAUCAUAUCUUGUGUUUACAUAUACCUGGACGGCUUUCAUGUACAUGUAAAAGUAUGGCGAGUUUACUUGUCCAGUAGGAAGGUACAUCUUCGUAUCCACAACGUAUUUAAGGUGUUGAAUAAACACAGUGUAAUGCUGCUAUUGGGUUAAUACAGUGUGCAAAAUACUUGUCAAUAUAAUUGUAUCUGAUAUCAAUAUAUGCAUAUUUAUUGGUAAUUUAAUUUGCACAAAUGGAGUUAAUUCACUGUUUCGAAUAACUAAAAGUAUACAUGUGCAAUAAAGAAAUACCGGUAGGUAUAGAAUUUUGGACAAAGAA